Ostrinia nubilalis (European corn borer) is the source of this 1491-nucleotide messenger RNA. Its product is annotated as cytochrome P450 4C1-like. The record is from RefSeq and is a predicted model, not a curated record. Bases 1 to 1491 code for a protein of 496 amino acids. Gene Ontology annotation, molecular function: heme binding; monooxygenase activity; oxidoreductase activity, acting on paired donors, with incorporation or reduction of molecular oxygen. Lineage: Eukaryota; Metazoa; Arthropoda; Insecta; Lepidoptera; Crambidae. The transcript is spliced from 11 exons.
AUGGCGUUCUUAGUACCGAUACUGGUAUGUGUGGUGUGUAUGUUGUUCUCUUACUAUCUGUGGAAGAAGAGUUGUCCUGACACGGACAACGAACCUCCGAUGGUCCCUGGCGGCCUGCCUUUAUUGGGACAUGUUCUUAAAUUCAUGGGAGACAGCAUCCAUCUGUGGCGUGUCUUAAACGAUUUUGCGAGCAACAGUUAUGCUAAUGGCGGGGUAGUUGCAGCUUCAGUUGGGCCUAGGACUAUUUAUAUGGUGACGGAUCCUGAUGAUAUCUUCACGAUAACCAACACCUCUUUAGAUAAGGACGACAUCUAUGACCUUGGAAGACCGUGGAUCGGGGACGGACUCCUUACGGCUAGAGCGUCAACUUGGAAGAUUAAAAGAAAGCUGCUGAAUCCGGCCUUCAGUCAAACUGUGAUGGACGGUUUCAUGGGUGUCUUUAAUAAACAGGCACGGAAACUGGUAAAGGAUUUGGAGCCAGAAGUAGGGAAGGGCCCCUUCGACCACUGGACGUAUACCAAGCAUAACGCUCUUGAGACCAUAUGCUUGACAGCCAUGGGCGUGGAUUUCACAGACCAUACGAUCCUCAACAGUCAGUACGUGACAGCAGUGGACGAGAUAUUAAAAAUCAUAGCAGUCCGCUUCCGGAAGUUCUGGCUGCACAGCGAUUACACCUUCAGAUGGAGCAACGUGAAGAAGAAGCAGGACGCUUGUUUGAAGAUACUGCACAAUAUGUCUGAUACUGUGAUAAAAAGAAGAAAAACUGAAUUUGACAACAACAACAUACUCCCUGAAAGAACAACAAUUCCAGGCAAAAAAUUCAAAGCCUUCAUGGAUCUACUCUUUGAGUUAUCCGUGGAGAAGGGAGUGAUGAACGACAGAGAGUUAAGAGAACAUGUAGACACGAUGAUUGUGGGCGGCUACGACACGACCGCCACCGUGUUAAUGUACACACUUCUACUGCUGGGAUCCCACCCUGAAGUGCAGGAGAAGGUCUACCAGGAAUUAAAAGUGGUGCUUGGUGACUCAGAUCGUGACGUGGAGAAACACGAUCUUUCCCAACUGGUGUACUUGGAGGCAGUUCUAAAGGAGAGCCUGAGAUUAUACCCGAUUGGGCCGGUGCUGGGCAGGCGGCUGGACAAGAACGUGCAAUUGAAGAACUACACGCUAGCAGCUGGGCGGUCCUGCUUUUUGCUUUUGUUUGGGAUUCACAAGCAUCCCAUGUGGGGAGCAGACGUGGACCAGUUCAAUCCCGACCGGUGGAUGGAUCCGGCUAGUUUACCAGACAACCCUAACGCAUUCGCUGCCUUCAGUUUGGGGAGGAGGAUUUGUAUAGGCAAAACCUACGCGUACAUGUCGCUGAAAACAACCCUCGCUCAUGUUCUCCGAAAAUACCGCUUCAAGGGUGACCACACACAACUGGAACUCAAAUUUGUCGUGUUGCUGAAGCCAACGUCAGGCUACUACGUCAGUAUUGAGGAACGGCUUUAG